AUGAACGGGGUGCUGCUCCAGUCGCUGAACAUCGCCCCGGAGGAGUUUUACGCCGGGGGCAGCUCGCCGCCCUGUCUCUCGCAGGACUACCUGGCGCAGUUUCUCAACAAGGCAGACACGCGAAAGGCACUGCACAUCACCGAGAAGUCCUGGGAGUGGUUCCCCUGUCGAAGCAACAUUGGCUACCAUCGCGAGCUGCACUCCAUGAAGACGCAGGUGAAGCACAUGGUGGAUGCCGGCCUACGGGUGCUCAUCUACAACGGCGACAUUGACUCAGUGUGCAACUUUAUCGGCGACGAGUGGUUCGUGGAGGAGCUCGGCUAUCGAGUUCGCGUGGAGUACCAUCCGUUGAUCAUGGCCGACGAGGUGAUCGGCUUCUCCACCUUCUACGACAAACAGCUCACCUUUAUGACCAUUCGAGGCGCCGGACAUAUGGUACCAGAGGACAAGCCGAAAGAGGCACUGUUUAUGUUCAACACCUUUCUUACUGGACGUCCUUAA
Molecule: messenger RNA, 501 nt
Organism: Rhagoletis zephyria (snowberry fruit fly)
Lineage: Eukaryota; Metazoa; Arthropoda; Insecta; Diptera; Tephritidae
Source: RefSeq, a predicted model, not a curated record